AUGGCGGCUCCAAAUACCUCAGCCCCCUUGCUGGAUCAGAUCGUCAAAGGCGCGCCAGCGCCCAACACCUCGCUCAACUCAGUCGCCGCCUCCGCCUUCGCGAACCCCCCCUCGCACGACGCAAACGACCGCCUCGCGCAGCUCAAGACGCCGCGCCCGCCGCACCCGCCCUCGGACCCGACGUCCCUCCUCCCCAGCUCCCCGCCGCAGAUCUACCUCAACCUACUGAUCCUCGAGGCCAGCCUGCGCAGCCAGUACCUCACGCUGCGCGCGCGCCGCCGCCAGAACUCCUUCGUCCUCACCCUGCUCGCCCUCUGGAACCUCUACUUCUCCUACGUGCUGUGGUUGCGGCCCCGCGACGACGGCAAGAGCAUCGGCAGCUCCAAGUACUGGCUCGUCGACAUCUGGUACCGCUUCAGCUUCAUGACGGGCGCCGUCACCGCGCUGCUGUUCUGGGCCACCGGCCAGUGGGAGCGCGGCGUGCGCUGGCCGCGGCGCUGGAUCGGCGUUGCGAACCGCGGCCUGCGCGGCAUGAAUGCGAAGAUUGUGAUUAUCCGCGGCCCGUGGUGGAGCGAGGUGGCCGGCUGGCUGGCGUUCGUGCGCCCGUUCUCCGGCGGCCUGUGGGGCGGCGAGACGGGCGGGAGUAGCUACCACUACAUCAAUUUGAGCCAGGAGAAGGGCCGGGAGCUUGCGGAUGGCGGCAGGCCCCGGCAUCGCAUGGUCGAGGGCGGGAAGGAGUAUGCCGAGGAGGAUAUAGCGCCCGGCGGCGAUAUCAUCAAGCUGCUGCUCUUGCCCAAGCCGUUUACCCCGGAUUUCCGCGAGGGCUGGGAGAUUUACCGCACCGAGUACUGGGAGCGGGAGAACGAGCGCCGCGCCGAGUUGAGGAAGAGGGUGCGCGCAAGGCAGAGGGAGACGGCGCGCGAGGAGGGCGGGUGGCUGUGGUGGACGGGGUGGCGGGGGUGGAAGCGCGCGAGGGGCAUUACGGGGCGGAGUGGCGAUGUUGAGAAGAGUGGACAUGCUGCGCAUGGGCACCAUCAU
Molecule: messenger RNA, 1038 nt
Organism: Trematosphaeria pertusa
Lineage: Eukaryota; Fungi; Ascomycota; Dothideomycetes; Pleosporales; Trematosphaeriaceae
Product: Spo7-domain-containing protein
Exons: 1
Biological process (GO): nuclear envelope organization
Cellular component (GO): Nem1-Spo7 phosphatase complex
Molecular function (GO): protein phosphatase regulator activity; phosphoprotein phosphatase activity
Source: RefSeq, a predicted model, not a curated record